ACUUGUUUUAUAGAAAUUGUAGUCAAUCUACUCGAAUGAGAUUGCAUAAAGAUGCCGAUCAUUAGUUUUAGUGAUUGAUAUAUUCGUCACUUCGAAGAGCUUCAGAUGUCAGUGUCCAAAAUGAAGUUGCUGUGGGUGUUUGUGAUUGCAUUUUAUUGCCAAGAAUCAUCUGCAGGGAUUCUUGGCGACUUACUAUCCACUGUCAGUGAUGUUUCAUCUAAAGUAGUGGGCGUAGCAGACUCAGCAAUAGGAGGUACCUUGUCCACCCUCCAAGAAGUAACUGGUAGACCUGUCGACCUCAACGACAUAAAAUUUUUCCUUUACACCAACCUCAACCCAGAAGAGCCUCUCAUCGUGAAUCCUUUAUAUCCAGUCAGCUUAGGAAGCAACUUUCAGAAAAUAUUCUUCUUAAUCCACGGCAGGCAACAGAGUACCAACAGCCCUUGGAUGAGAAAUUUGACCAGGAGUUUGCUGAGAAGAUAUCCAGGCUGUGCGGUGGUCCAUGUGGACUGGAGAGGUCCAGCUAGUGGGGAGUAUGCAUUAGCUGUUUUCAACACAGAGAGUGUUGGAAAACACGUCGCAGAGCUCAUAAAGAGAAUGAACAGAGACCACAACGUCCCCACCCAAAAUAUAGUGCUCAUAGGGUUCUCUUUGGGUUCCCAAGUAUGCGGAUUUACAGGCAAACACUUCAAACAGCUCACAGGAACCAAACUGCCCAGAAUCGUAGCUCUAGACCCUGCAGGAGUCCUUUUCAGCCUCCGACCAGAAUACAAAAGACUGAACCCUGAAGACGCUACAGUAGUUCAUGUGGUACACACAGAUGGCGGUAAGAUCGGCGUAACCCAACCCUGUGGAACCAUAGACUUUUAUCCAAAUGGGGGCAAAGACCAACCAGGGUGUCCACAUGUCGAUGGAGUCAGCAUCAAUGACAAUGGACAGAGGAAGAGAUUAUUAUCGUUACGAAACGUUGGAAAAUUCUUGAAUUCUGUGAAUUGUGACCAUGAGAGAGCAUACCAGUACUUUGUCGAGAGUGUGGACAACGUUGGAUCUUUUGCAGCAAAGAAAUGUGCAGGUUUGACGGAGGUUGGUCAGCAGGAAUGUUCGGGAAAUAUGGUGGCAAUGGGAGAUUUAGAGCUGACUGAAAUAGGUGUUUUUUACCUGGAGACUAAGUCCUAUGCUCCUUUUUCUAAAUCAUCUCUUCAUGACUCCUUGUUUUAUGACCUGUUUGGCGGAGAUGGUCAAAUAGAUGUUAGAAUUCAAAAAUGAAGUUGAAUGUGAUGUUUCACUGAAGAAUGAAUUAUGGUAUUUUUCUUCUUUCAGUAGCUAGGAGGAUGUUGAAGGAAUAUGAGAAAGGUUGUAGAGAACACGUGUAAUACUUUAUUUUUAUCCUGACCAUUGUCUUCCAUGUUUUCUUUUCCUGUGUCCAUGAUGACAUUAAUAUUGUGAAAUAAUUUAUGCAAUAUGUAAGACAGAAUAUUCCAGUAUAAUAAAUAUAUGAUUCAUAAAUAGU
This is a messenger RNA of Harmonia axyridis, 1510 nucleotides long. Its product is annotated as phospholipase A1-like. The record is from RefSeq and is a predicted model, not a curated record. NCBI's taxonomy places the organism in Eukaryota, Metazoa, Arthropoda, Insecta, Coleoptera, Coccinellidae. The transcript has 3 exons. Gene Ontology annotation, molecular function: lipase activity. The coding region runs from base 106 to 1266 and encodes 386 amino acids.